This is a messenger RNA of Megalops cyprinoides (Indo-Pacific tarpon), 2840 nucleotides long. RefSeq names its product structure specific recognition protein 1b (gene ssrp1b). The coding region runs from base 142 to 2394 and encodes 750 amino acids. Gene Ontology annotation, cellular component: nucleus; FACT complex. Gene Ontology annotation, molecular function: DNA binding; nucleosome binding; histone binding. The transcript is spliced from 18 exons. NCBI's taxonomy places the organism in Eukaryota, Metazoa, Chordata, Actinopteri, Elopiformes, Megalopidae. The record is from RefSeq and is a predicted model, not a curated record.
AGCGCAUCGGCUGCACAGCUGCCGGACGCCGUGACGCACUGCAAGAGCGAAGGAGGAGAGGUGCAAAUUCAGGGGAAAGGAGCAGUCCUCAGAUCCGCAAUACUGCCCGAAAUCUAAACGUCACAGGACUGGGAGGCUGCUAUGAGUGACACUUUGGAGUUCAGUGAGAUCUACCAGGAGGUGAAGGGGUCAUGGAAUGACGGCCGUCUACGCUUCAGCAAGCAGGCUGUGGUUUAUAAAAGCAACAAAACAGGCAAGGUGGACAGCAUCUCGGUGCCAGAGCUGACCCAGGUCCAGUGGAGACGGGUGUGUCUGGGCCAUGGGAUAAAGCUGACCACCAGCACUGGGCAGGUCUACAAAUAUGAUGGAUUCCGGGACUCAGACUUUGAAAAGAUCUCAGAGUUCUUCAAGGCUAAUUACAAGGUGGAACUGACUGAGAAGGACAUGUGUGUGAAGGGCUGGAAUUGGGGAACCGCCAAAUUUUCUGGGCCACUCCUGUCCUUCGAUGUGAGCGACAGCCCAGCGUUUGAGAUCCCUCUCUCCAGCGUGUCCCAGUGCACCACUGGGAAGAAUGAGGUGACACUGGAGUUUCACCAGAACGACGACGCCGAGGUGUCACUCAUGGAGGUGCGCUUCUAUGUGCCCCCCAGCACUGGAGACGAGGGAACGGACCCGGUGGAGGCGUUUGCGCAGAAUGUGCUGUCGAAGGCAGAUGUGAUCCAGGCCACGGGAGACGCUGUGUGCAUCUUCAGAGAGCUGCAGUGCCUCACUCCCAGGGGCAGGUAUGACAUCCGCAUCUAUCCCACGUUCCUGCACCUGCACGGUAAGACCUUUGACUACAAGAUCCCCUACACCACCGUGCUGCGCCUCUUCCUGCUGCCGCACAAGGACCAGCGGCAGAUGUUCUUUGUGAUCAGCCUGGAUCCCCCCAUUAAACAGGGUCAGACACGCUACCACUUCCUCAUCCUUCUCUUCUCAAAGGAGGAGGACAUCACCCUGACCCUCAACAUGAGCGAGGAAGAGGUGGAGAAGCGCUUUGAGGGGAAACUGAAUAAGAACAUGUCUGGGUCUCUGUAUGAGAUGGUCAGCAGAGUGAUGAAGGCACUGGUCAACAGGAAGAUCACUGUCCCCGGAAACUUCCAGGGUCAUUCUGGUUCUCAGUGUAUCACCUGUUCCUAUAAGGCCAGCUCUGGCCUGCUGUAUCCCUUAGAGAGGGGCUUCAUCUAUGUGCAUAAACCCCCAGUUCACCUGCGCUUCGAGGAGAUCUCCUGCGUCAACUUUGCCCGUGGCACCACCACCACCCGCUCCUUCGACUUUGAGAUCGAGACCAAGCAGGGCUCGCAGUACACCUUCAGCAGCAUCGAGAGGGAAGAAUAUGGGAAGUUGUUUGAUUUUGUCACUGCCAAGAAGCUGAGCAUUAAGAACAGAGGGUUUAAAGAGAAAAAGGGCAUGAAGGGUAAUGACAGCAUGUACAGUGACUCUGACGAGGACCAGCAUGACGCAUACCUGGAGCGCAUGAAGGAGGAGGGCAAGAUCCGUGAGGAAGCCAACGACAGCGACGAUUCAGAAGGGGAGAGUGAUGAGUCGUUCAAUCCCGGAGAGGAGGAUGAUGACAUUGCAGAGGAGUAUGACAGCAAGGCCUCUGCAAGUGACAGCAGUGGGGAGGAGAAGGACAGUGAGGAUGAAAGGAAGAAGCGGCCAGCCAAAAAAGCCAAAGUGAUAAAAGAGAAGAAAGAAAAGAAGACACGCAAGAAGGAGAAGAAGGUAAAAGACGCUGGCGCCCCCAAGAGGCCAAUGAGUGCCUACAUGCUGUGGCUGAACUCUAGUCGGGAGCGCAUCAAGGCCGAGCACCCCGGCAUCUCGGUCACUGAGAUCUCCAAGAAGGCAGGAGAGAUGUGGAAACAGCUGGGCAAGGACAAGAAAGAGGUGAGGCUGCUCCUCUAUGCCAGGUUUUUCAUCUGCGUCUCCCUGCUGUCUCUGUCUGUUCUUCCUUCAUUGGGAAGACUGUAUCACCCCCUCUGCCCCCUCCCCACUUUCUCUCAGGAAUGGGAACGAAAGGCGGAGGAGGUGAAGAGAGACUAUGAGAAAGCCAUGGAAGAGUACAGAGAGAGAGGGGGCAGCACCUCCACUACACCCAAAAAGGAGAGAAAAAAGAAGGGAGGGAAGAAUGAAGACAAGAAGAAGAGGAAAGUGGCAGGAGGUCGUGGAGGAGAGAGAGAAAAGGAGAAGGAGAGGGGAGGAGGAAACGACAGUUUCAAGAGCCGGGAGUUUAUCUCUAGCGAGGAAAGCUCAUCUGAAACAGACAGGAGCAAAAGCCGCAAACGCAAGGACUCAGAUGAAGAAGAGGAGGUGGUCAGCACUCCACCCAGCUCUGAGGAGUCGGGAUCUGACUGAGGAGGGGUCUGUCUGAAGGGGGAGCCUCACUAAACUUUAGUCACCAUCCACUGACUCAGACCAGAUCAGGGCACACUGUGUCUGGUUUACAUCUCAUAUAAAUACUACUCCCAUCAAGCAAGAGACGAAGAGGCCCUGCUGUGCUAUGAACAGUAACAAUCCCAUGGCACAUAUAGAGAAAGUGGCAGUGUCAUCAGUGUUUCUGACAGCAAAGCCUGUUGUCACAUUUUUUUUUCCAUUUCCCAAAGUAAUAACUUUUCAUAUCUGUGAAUAACUGUUUUCAGUCUAGCUGUUGUACAGAUUACAGCUCCCAGAACAGCUGCUUAGUUGCUUAAUGCCCGUUUGGCCUGUGACACUGUAGGAGUUGUAAUGCUUCUAACUCGGCAUGUAAUGCUUAUAAUUUCAGCAUCAUGCAUAAUGUUUCUUUUUGCUUCUGAGGAUGUGCG